Mya arenaria is the source of this 438-nucleotide messenger RNA. RefSeq names its product heat shock 70 kDa protein 12A-like. NCBI's taxonomy places the organism in Eukaryota, Metazoa, Mollusca, Bivalvia, Myida, Myidae. The transcript has 2 exons. The record is from RefSeq and is a predicted model, not a curated record. The coding region runs from base 1 to 438 and encodes 145 amino acids.
AUGGCUACUACAAAAGUUGACGAUUCAUUAAGGACACUUCUAAAUGAUGACAUAUCUAUAGCAAAGAAAACGGAUCAUCUUCUGGUUGCCGCAAUUGACUUUGGCACUACAUUCACUGGCUAUGCCUUUUCAACAAAGAACAUUCUGGAUGAUCGAAUCAACUGCAGCAGUUUUCAGGCAGAAGGAUUUAAAAGUGAGAAGGCUCCAACAUGUCAACUUUCUCGUAAAAUGAAGAUCAAAGACUUAAAAGGGAAAGAACUUUUAGCCAUAGAUGUUUUCUCGAAAGUGAUUAAGCACCUUUCAGAGGAACUUAACGAACAGUUGAGGAAACAGGUGACGGGAAUUGAUCCAGAUGACGUUUUAUGGGUCAUAACAAUUCCAGCAAUCUGGUCUGACGCUGCUAAGCAGUUCAUGCGAGAAGCAGCAAAUAAGGUUUGA